Messenger RNA from Temnothorax curvispinosus, 6847 nucleotides. It is a transcript of the gene if, whose product is annotated as integrin alpha-PS2. The record is from RefSeq and is a predicted model, not a curated record. Bases 442 to 5433 code for a protein of 1663 amino acids. The transcript is spliced from 14 exons. Lineage: Eukaryota; Metazoa; Arthropoda; Insecta; Hymenoptera; Formicidae. Gene Ontology annotation, cellular component: integrin complex; external side of plasma membrane. Gene Ontology annotation, molecular function: integrin binding. Gene Ontology annotation, biological process: cell adhesion mediated by integrin; integrin-mediated signaling pathway; cell-matrix adhesion.
CUCGAGAGCCGCGCGAGUGAGCGAAGCGAAGACUACCCGAAAGAGCCGUGCUCCACUCAGUCUGUCCGCGGGCGUCCGUCAAGCAGACUUCUCCGGCUCUCUGUCUCCCUCCCUCUCUCCCUCGCUCGCUCCCACCCUUGACGGGUCUCGGAACUCGAGGGCCUCGCGGAAGACACAUGUCGUCGGUGCUGGUGGUGCAGCUGCUACCGGCUAACCCGCGUGACCGUGCGCGUUAACGUUAACACGAAUUCACGACGUUCUUCUAGUCCGACAUUGCGUCGCGUCCACGUAUCGCGCGUGUGCUAUUGUUUUAAAAAAAUUUUCUUCUUUUUCGUUCUUCUCUAUCGCGCGAUCGGUUCUCAUAUAUGAAAGUGAGUCGACACACACACGGUGACAGAGUGCUCGCAGUGCGACCAGUGAUACGCCAGACCAGCGGACAGGAUGUGGUCGACGAGGCUUCUCUGGGGUCUCCUCGUCGGGCUCGCGAUCGUCGGCUCGCCGAUCCAGCACGUCGCCGACGGCUUCAACGUCGAGACGAAGCACUAUGCGGUGUAUCGUAUGGAGGAGAGGUCCAUGUUCGGAUUCGCCGUGUCGACGUACCGUGACAGAUACGCCCGCGGAUGGGCGGUCGUGGGCGCACCGGAGGCUGAAACUGCACAGGCCGGCGUCUACCGAGGAGGCGCAGUCUAUAAAUGCGAUAUCGCGGCUGAUGAUAGAUGCAACAUAAUCCAUUUCGACGAUAAAGGACACAAUCACGUCAGAAAUCCAAAUAUCGCUGGCGGUUUGAGCCAGAUCGACAACAAGACCCUGCAGUGGUUCGGCGCCACGGUCUCAGCUUCUAGCAAGGACGGAGGCCCGAUUCUGGCAUGCGCGCCCAGGUACAUCUGGUUCUCGGUGUCGCAGCCGAAGUACGAUGACAAUAGGUGGAACAAGGAAUCCACGGCGGGCAACAGAAGAGAGCCAGUGGGCACGUGCUGGGUCGUCGCUAAUAACUUCAACGAGUCGCAGGAAUACUCGCCUUGUCGCACGAGGUACUGGGGCUACCACAGGCAGGGUUCUUGUCAGGCUGGUUUAGGAGCCGCGAUGUCUAAGAGUGGCGAGAGACUCUUCAUAGGAGCACCGGGCAGUUAUUACUGGCAAGGUCAGAUAUACUCAAUCGCCACCGCCAUGAAGUUGAAGUUCGUGGCGACGAUGUUAGUCACCGAAGCCGAAGCAUCAGGACAAGCGUUUUCGCAGCCCUUGAAUGGUCGAUCGAGAAUCAUGUUCACCAAAGAGGGUCCGGCGAAGGAGGACGAUAGUUAUAUGGGUUAUUCCGUCGCGACAGGAGAUUUCGUUGGGAAUGGAGAUAGUGGUACCGCGGUUGGCGUCCCGCGCGGUUCCGAUCUUCUGGGCAAGGUCAUACUGUUCACAUCGAAUAUGACGAACCCUCGAAAUCUCACUGGCGAACAAAUGGGUGCUUACUUCGGUUACGCCGUGGCUGCUGGCGAUAUAGACGGGGACGGGUUGGAUGACCUGAUAGUCGGUGCACCCAUGUACACUGUUCCAGAUAACCCGGAAAUGACCAUCGAAACCGGAAGAAUCUAUGUUAUCUAUCAGGGCGAUGGUGCGGAGAAGUUUCGCAAAUUUGACACAAGGGACGGCGAAAGCAACCGCGGACGUUUCGGCUUGUCGCUGGCCUCUCUGGGGGACAUCGACCGUGACGGUUACGGUGACUUCGUUGUCGGCGCGCCCUACGGUGGUCCAAACGGUCGCGGUGCCGUCUACAUCUACCACGGCUCGCGGACCGGAGUCCUGGAGAAGUAUUCCCAGGUGAUCCACGCGGAGGAUCUGGACAAUCCGGUGCAGACCUUCGGAUUCUCCGUGGCCGGUGGCCUUGACCUCGAUGGCAACGUUUAUCCAGAUUUAGUAGUCGGUGCAUACGAGUCGGGGGCAGCAAUGUUCUUCAGAUCACGGCCGGUGAUCAAGAUGGACUCCUACGUGGUCUUCGACUCGGAAUCCAAGUUGAUCUCCUUGGACGACAGGAACUGCACGCUUUCGGACAACACCAGAGUCACGUGUUUUCCGCUUAGGGCUUGCUUCAGAUACUCGGGAGAGGGUGUUCUCACGAGGCACAAUUUCAAUAUACAAUACGUACUCGAUGUGAAGAAGACGAAAAAUCCGAGAUUGUUCUUCCUGGAAUUGGAGGGCAGAAAUACGAUGAAUCAUACGAUCACGGUUGAACGCGAUCGCCAGUUCUGUCGCACAGUCCAGGUGUACGUGAUUCCGAACAUUCGCGACAAGCUAACGUCGUUGGACGCCGAGAUGCGUAUGAGUCUAGAGGAAGAACGGAUUCCGGAUAAUCGCCGUCGUGAUCCUAGAAUGCCACUAAGACCCGUCCUCGGCGCGACGACCUCCAGGAAGGAUACUCUUUCUAUCAGAAAGAACUGCGGUUCUGACAACAUCUGCAUACCCAACUUACAGCUCAGCGUCAAGUCCAACGUUGGCAGAUACUUGUUAGGAUCUGGCAAAAGGUUGGAACUCGAAGUUUUGGUUCAGAAUGCGGGCGAGGACGCAUUCGAGGCGACCUAUAAUCUGCAGUUACCGGCCGGCAUCGAUUACAUCAAGAUCGAGCGUGUCGAGACCCUGGAGAUUCCCGUUCACUGUUCCGCGCCCAAGCAAUCAAACAACAACACUCUACGUUGUGAUAUCGGAAAUCCACUGCCACAGAAAAAACUGGUAAAGUUUAAGGUGCUACUUCAGCCCGUGACGUCUCACGGGAUGAAGCCCAUCUACGAGUUCGAUAUGCAUGUCAACACUACGAACCCCGAGGAUUCCAGCACUAGCUAUGAUAACAGCCAGCAUUUGUCACUACCGAUCUGGAUAGAGACAGACGUGCGCGUCGACGGCGAGAGCAAACCCAAGGAUCUCUAUUAUAAUCCCGACAAUUACACUGCCGUGAAUAUUACAACGGAGCUCGAGUUGGGACCAGCGGUGACGCACAAUUAUACGAUUCGCAAUCAAGGCCCAUCGGAUAUCGUCGAGGCAGAAGCGUUCCUUGUAUGGCCCGCUCAAACUUUAUCCGGAAAGAUACUAAUGUAUUUGCUGGAACAGCCAGAGACUGCGGGACCGAUCGCCUGCGAAUCUGCCAAUGCAAAUUAUCUCAGUUUGAAGUUGGAUCAGCGUAGAAGAGUGCACCUAAAUUACCCUGAUUACUCUGGCGUAAUCCUGGACGAGUCGCAAUCAGGCAGAACAAUCAAUGUUCAAAGAGGCUUCGAGAUAGACCAUAACAAAGUGAGUCAGAAGGAAGAGGCCGAGAUUAGUAGUGGCGACAGUUCGAAUAUCCAGAAAUCACGACACCACUUCUCGUCAUCGUCGUCGUCCUCCGCCUCUUCUUCCAGCACUGCCGAGAGUAGGCGGAUUCAGCUGAACGCGGGAGAGAAACCCGAAGUGCUCACCACGACGUAUACGCACAAUUCUUCCGGAACUAGCUCGAACGGUAGCAGUGACUCAUCCAGCAAUCGCGGCGGAGUUGUUUUUCACACGGAAUCGAGCGGUAGUUACGGUUCCACGACUUUAGGCGGAGGAUUCCGUGGGUCUGAGGAGGAAUCCUUUGGCUCAAGGUUGCCCGAUCUCGAGCAGUCCUAUGGAACUCGCACUAAUCAAUCCGUUAGGGUGGAAAGUCGUUGGCAGGAGAGCGGUGAAGCGCAAGGACAUACGAUUUCACCUCCGGAUAGAUACGAUUCCGUUAUGACUGAGAGCGAGAGGCGAUACCAGGAGCUGUUGAGGCAGCAGGAGGAGGUUCGUCUGCGGCAAGAGGAGGAGACUCGACAGAGGAAGCUGCAAGAAGAAGAGACCCAGCGGAGGAAGCUGCAAGAAGAGGAGACUCAGUGGAGGAAGCUGCAAGAAGAGGAGACCCAGCGGAGGAAGCUGCAAGAAGAGGCACUUCUAAUACGUCAGCAAGAGGAACAAGAACAUAUCGCCCUGCAACGUCAUCGGGAGGAGUUAGAGCGACGUCGGCAGGAAGAGGAAUGGCGAAAAGAGGAAGAAGAACGGCAAAGACAGCAAGAAGUAAGACGCCUGCAGGAAGAGAGGGAACACAGGUACAAUUACGAUGAAGAAAGGCGCUACGGUGUAACCACGGAUGGUUAUCAUCGAACUACGGAAGAUGAUUUUAUCACUGGCGAUCGCGAGGAAACGGUCGGAAGUCAGGAAUUUGGUUUGCACAAUGUCAGCUCCACGCAAGAACUGGAGCGGAUCUUUGGCACGUUGUCGAAAGAUGCAACUGGUUAUCAGCUAUACAACAGACAGGGACAACAGUAUGUCCAGUUCAAGGCGAGAUUCAGGACAUCCGCUGACAGGAAAGAGUACAUAGAAUUCCAGGACGGCUCUAUGUUCCCCCUUCAGGAUCGUUACGGCGGGCAAAGCUACGUUUCAGAAUCUACGGAGCCUCGCGACAGUCGAUUUCUCAGGAUAGAAGGCCAUUUACUUGUUGCUUCGGACGGCAAAGGUUACAUCGUGUUGAAGGAUGGUCGAAGGUUCCCUCUUCAGGGUUCGUUUACGCACACUGAGGAAAGAACGUACACUUUGCGUGGCCCGCACGAUAGCUAUCAAGGUGGUGACGUUGAAAAUCAAGGUCAGGGAACUCAUAGUCAAUCUUGGAACGAGGAAUCAUCCAGUCUCGGUGCAACUUCAGACGGAGGGUAUGAAAGCAGAUAUAAUACUCGUACACAUGAAGAGAGACGAACGGAAGAGAGAACGAGUAACACCAGAGUCUACGGGAGAAACCGUGAACGGUUCGACGACGAGUUCCCUACUAACAGACCAGAUCCUAAUUUUCCAAGCUCGAGAUACAGACGCGAGAGCGACGUGGUCGAUGUCGAGGAAUUCAAGAAAUUCGAACGGUUCCACAGGCAUCGACGAGACCUCGAGACGGACGAUUUCCCGUCCGACGCAACUACGUUCCAGGAUGACGAUUACUACCAGGAAAACGAUCCCGAGUCGCAGAUACCAGUGCCGCCGUGUGAUGCGGCGAAGUGCGUUAUGUUGCGAUGCGUGUUGGGUCCAUUGAAGAAGGACCAAGAAGUCUGGAUCAGCGCGAGAUAUCGCGUGGACGCUAGAACUUUGAAGGAAGUAGCUCUUAAGGAGAAAGUGAAGGUGUCGACGAAGCUGGUGGCACGUGUCACGAAGCAACCAUUCAUCGGUACGCCUGCAGAACAGGUCAUCAGGAGCGACGAAGUUACAACGAACAUCGAGCCCAGCGCGGCGCCUUCCACUCCGGACAUGAUUCCAAUAUGGGUGGUGGUUCUGUCAGCUUGUGCGGGAAUGAUAAUCCUCUUGCUGCUCAUUUACCUGCUUUAUAAAUGCGGUUUCUUCAAGAGGAACAGGCCCUCCGACGCUCCAGAGAGACAACCGCUGAAUCGAAACGGUCACUUCCAACAAGGCGAGGAUCACUAAACAAGGAUCACCACUGUCCACCUUUCUUCUGUCGAAACUUUCGACUUUUUGGCCAUACCAGAUCGAAUCGUAGGCGCAUCGCGUGGAUUCGCUUGAUGUAGUCUGCAGACACAGUUUCGACUUCUGUCGAGUAUCUCAUUAGCGUUCAACAGUGCCUUAAUCCGCAUCCAGGCCAGGCGAGCAUCUGCCGAGGUGCACUGGAAGCGUUGAUUCUGGGUGAUGAUUGAUUUGUCACACGUAUACUGCCGUGAAUACUCCUUCCAGCUCCUGCAGCUCGACCAUACAAGUUUCUAGUCAGGAGACGUUCUUCUUCUUCUUUUUUUUUUUAAUUAUUACCUGUAAUUACUUAAGCCGCGCGUACAGACGGCAGUUACGAACGAAUAUCUCGACAUUCUUCGACGAAUCGUAUUUUCGUGUAUAUACGUAAUAUAUGUAUAAUGUUAUUUUUUUCUAUACCGUCAACCGCGGUAGAACGCCUUGAUACGUGCCUCGUCGCUUCCGCUGUCUUUUUUACGAUAGAGUACAACUAAUUAUUUUUUUACCCGUGUUCGGUCGGCACUAAAACGAUUUCAUAUCUCGCCGAUAAUUCUCUUAGCGAAGCUCAUUCGGGUGCCGAAAAUAUUAUAGAUAAUCUUUCCUUUAAGACUCCUUUCAUACGAGCAUUUGACGACCAGAUAUCGAAUAGUAUAUCACGGUGUAGGCAAUUCUUCAGAUGUCUUUCAGAUGUUUUUUUAUAGUUAUUUUGAGUGCUGCUUUUGUUAGCAGCAUUUCGAAUGUAGACUUGUUUGAAAGGGGUCUAAAUCUCCCUGUAGAGCGAUUUUGAAAUCGCAUGGGAUUUUUUAAUUAUUUAUUAAAUUUGUAUGUUAUAUAUGUAAUACCGUAACGUAUGCUUGAGCGCUGUAACAAUAGCGUGAUACGUCGUCACGCGCGCAAGGUGAAUGUGUGUACAAUCUGUAAAUUAUUAAUUUACGUUAUACUAAAACUAUCCACGAAAAGUGGUUUAACGCAAUAAUAUUUGAUUAGAAAGGAUUUAUAUCUUUCUGGUAUAAAUAGGAAGCUAGAACUGACUUGUACAUACAACAUUAAGAUAUAAUAUUAAAAAUAUAUAUAUAUACAUAUAAUGAAAUUAACACUAUUUUACGUAUAUUACUAAUUUCUUCCCCAAUAAAUCUGUUAAAAGUUCAAUUACAGCUGAAAAGAAGAAAAAUUACGUCGGAUAAAUUUGUACAAUCAUUUAUUGUAAAAUUACAAUGACGUAACAGUGGUUGACAUAAAUCAAACGUUUGAUUACGAUCAACAUGUGUACCGUUUGUGCUAUUUACUGGCUUACAUUGACCACUGAAACCAGUGUAUAAGUUAUAUCGUGCACAAAUUAUAAGAAAAUUCCUCCAAAUAUAAAAAAAUAUAUACUUCA